This is a messenger RNA of Hyla sarda, 1665 nucleotides long. RefSeq names its product trypsin-like. The coding region runs from base 219 to 1349 and encodes 376 amino acids. The record is from RefSeq and is a predicted model, not a curated record. Gene Ontology annotation, biological process: smooth muscle cell migration; plasminogen activation. The transcript has 8 exons. NCBI's taxonomy places the organism in Eukaryota, Metazoa, Chordata, Amphibia, Anura, Hylidae. Gene Ontology annotation, molecular function: serine-type endopeptidase activity.
CAAAACAAGACAUAUGAAUAGAUUCUGUAAUAGUAUACAAGGCUGCAUAUACCGGUGUUUAGAAUUACUACAGAGAGAGGCCGAGGGCAUCUUCAUCUAGAUGGCACUAGACGCAGUGAUCAUCAACCUGCGGACCUCCGGAUGUUGCAAAACUACAACUCCCAGCAUGCCCGGACAGCUAAAACCUGUCUGCCUCCUCCAGAGGAUCUACACUGAUCAUGAAAGUUAAGGCCUAUUCUAUAGAGCGGAUUAUAGGAGGAGAAGAAUGUGUCCCUCAUUCCCAGCCGUGGAUAGUGGCGCUCUACUUUUUUGAUAGAUUUACCUGUGGCGGAGUGCUCAUAAAUGAAUCCUGGGUUCUGACCGCUGCUCAUUGCAAUGUGUUGAACAUCCAGGUCCGUCUUGGAGAACAUAACCUGACCUAUUAUGAUGGAGCAGAGCAGUUCACGUAUGUGGUGAAGAUGUGUCCUCAUGAGAAUUACAACAUGAGGACGUACGACAAUGACAUCAUGCUCCUGAAACUGGCAUCGCCAGCUAUAAUCAAUGACUAUGUGACUACCAUAUCUUUGCCCUCUGAGCCGAUUGAGGAUUCUGUCAAUUGUGUCAUCUCAGGAUGGGGGACGAUCACCAGUCCUGAGGUGGAUGGACGCUCCUACAACCGGAUUAUUGGAGGUAACGAGUGUAAGCCGAACUCUCAGCCGUGGCAGGCCAGCCUCCACUAUUUUGACCAGCACGCUUGUGGAGGAGUCCUGAUAGACCAAAACUGGGUCCUGACAGCUGCACAUUGCCAACUACCGAGUCUGCAGAUUCGCCUCGGAGACCAUAAUAUAGAGGAGUAUGAAGGCACCGAGCAGUUCACCUAUGCUGAGAAGAUAUGUCCUUACCCAGGAUUUGACCCCGUCACCUAUAACAAUGACAUCAUGUUGCUGAAGCUGCCGUCUCCCGUCACCCUCAAUGACAACGUUCAGAUCAUCCCCCUUGGCUGCCCACUACCUCGUGAUGGAACCCAGUGCCUAGUCUCAGGGUGGGGGUCCACCACCAGCCCCGAGGGAAGCUUUCCGGCUGCGCUGCGCUGUGUGAACGUGGAGCUCACGGCUGACAGUGUCUGUAGUGAAGCCUAUCCUGGUGAGAUAACUGAGAACAUGCUGUGUGCUGGAGUAUCGGCCGGAGGGAAGGACACCUGUCAGGGCGACUCUGGGGGACCCCUGGUGUGUAAUUCCCAGCUGAGCGGAAUCACUUCUUGGGGUAACAUUCCGUGUGCCGUAGCCAACCGCCCCGGUGUAUAUACCAGAGUGUGCAACUACCUGGACUGGAUCCAAGCCACAAUUGCAAAUGGCGACUGUCUCCCAUAAUGGAAGCCAAUCGCAGGGGCAAUUUGAACCAGCAUCUAACCCAUUGGAGACCCUCUAAGACCUUCUGAAUACUGAACUUUUACGAAUCUUAUUCUUAAAGUCUUACGAUCCACUUUUUUCUGGAUUUUCCAGUGUUACUUGAGAUCUCAAUUAACCUCUCUGCAAAACUCCCCAAUUUUUUUUUUAAUCUUAAAUUCAAGGCUGCUCAACCACAAUUUGAUAUUAAAUCCGGCUUUCUUUGUUUCUUCAUUUUCCAAUAUAUUGUUAGAGAUCUGCUUUUUCUGAUGCAGAGCUCCAAAUCCAGUGUUUGGGCUCC